AUGGGUUUAAUGCGAACUGAACCGGUGUACGGAAAGACGGUUAUGGCGAGUUUGCGGGUGGUCCAUGAUUCGAUAGAUGUGUUUUUUGAACGGCUCUAUGCGAACAACGUGCGUUUAGGGGUCCUUUUGCGUCAGAAUUACAAAUACACGGGUCUGACGCAGGUGAUAGUCUAUCUGCGUCAGGAGCGUAUUCAUGCUGCUGGGCCGAGUUUGCGUGGAGGUCAGGCGGUGAAGGAAGAGCUUCAGGGUGAUCGGUAUGCCAUGGACGGCACCUUGGCGGCUCUCGGCGACUUGCGCGCGCAGCUAAAUAAUCAGCGUAAGGAAAAUAAGGUGUCGCAGAAGGAUUUGCGAAAGCGGAUUGACGAAAGUAAGCGUCAGCGUGGUGCACCAGGUGAGAAGCCCAAGCAAAAACGUACCAGAUAUGAGGCCUCGGAGGAAGAGGAAGAGGUCGAGCUGUCAGGUGGUGAGCCUGGUGAGGCUUUCAAGGCGGGCAUGAGGAGGAUUAAGUGCUUCAAGUGCCACAAGCAAGGGCACAUAGCAGCUAAUUGCCGGAACGAAGGCAAAUGA
This is a messenger RNA of Sphaeroforma arctica JP610, 567 nucleotides long. RefSeq lists its product as hypothetical. The transcript has a single exon. Gene Ontology annotation, molecular function: zinc ion binding; nucleic acid binding. NCBI's taxonomy places the organism in Eukaryota, Ichthyosporea, Ichthyophonida. The coding region runs from base 1 to 567 and encodes 188 amino acids. The record is from RefSeq and is a predicted model, not a curated record.